Messenger RNA from Annulohypoxylon truncatum, 1773 nucleotides. RefSeq names its product FAD/NAD(P)-binding domain-containing protein. The transcript is spliced from 2 exons. The record is from RefSeq and is a predicted model, not a curated record. The coding region runs from base 1 to 1773 and encodes 590 amino acids. Gene Ontology annotation, molecular function: oxidoreductase activity. NCBI's taxonomy places the organism in Eukaryota, Fungi, Ascomycota, Sordariomycetes, Xylariales, Hypoxylaceae.
AUGGCUCAGAACGGACAUAAGGUCUCAGGGGGGCGUAAGAAGGUGCUCAUUGUGGGCGCCGGCGCUGCCGGCAUGUCUGCAGCACACCAUCUAUCACAACACCCUGAUAAGUUCGAUGUAACGCUCAUAGAUGCCGUCGACUAUUGUGGUGGUCAAGCAUUCUCUAUUCCACUGGACAAGGAGCGUUACGGAGCAUCGUGGUGUAACCAAGGAGUCCAGGGCGGUUCCUAUAUUUUCCAUCACACAUUGACCAUGUUUCACAGGCAGGGCUUCCACGCGGAUCCCGUAAACCUCCAAGUUUCAUUCGGGAAAGACGAAAUGUUCUGGUCCAACAUGUUUCCCACGCGACUGCUGGCUCGUCACGAAAAAGAGGUUCGGCGUCUGCCAACGAUGUUGAAGCUGAUGCGCUGGUUCGAGAUAUUCUUCGCCCUGAUUCCCCUGAAGAUCGUAUUCAAAUUAUUUGGGUUUUCUGAAGAAUUCACCAACACCAUCGCUCUACCGAUGACAGCCCUAUUUCUAGGCACCGGAAAUGCAACUCCGGACGUUCCGGCCGUCAUGUUUGAGCGACUGUGCACCUCGCCGACGUAUGGCAUGUGGUACACUCCCGAUAGGAAGACGUUCAUCAAUAACAAACCUCCUAUGGUCGUGUUUCCCAACUUCUCCGAGUUUUAUAAUACCUGGAAAGAGGAUCUUAUCUCGCGUGGCGUGACGGUUCGAUUAUCCACAGAAUUGGUCGAGAUCGUUCGACGGGAUCGCAGUGGUGUGGUCGUCAGACUUAAAGCACGCACCCCAAUGCACGAUGGACAUAACCCCACCGGCGGCGAUCCCGAUGCUUCCACUAUCGAAGAAAUGCAUGACGAGAUCGUAAUGUGCUGUCUAGCGGACACCGCAAGGAACGUGCUCGGUAAGGCGGCAAGCUGGAGCGAGAAGAGAGUACUGGGGUCAGCUAAGUUUAGCGACGACAUUACGAUCACUCACAACGAUUCGGAUUACAUGAAGAAUCAUUAUGAGAACUUCUAUAGGGAUGACUUGGCGGUGGCCAAACUUAACGGAGUAGACCAGACCUCGCGUCUAGACUCUUCGAAAAAGAACUUUCGGCCAAUGUACUACAUCAAGAUGUAUGGAGAAGACAAGUCGAAGCUAGAGAUGUGUUUCGAUACGACGAACUACCAGAGCCAGUUUCCCGAAAAGGUACCCUUCGAGAAGCACGUGUUUCAGACGAUUUACCUCAACAAAGAGCGCGACAGGAAACUAUGGACGGAUCACGAAAUCAAAGAGGAUAAGAUUAUUCGGAGGGACUGGUGGCAUCAACUCUGCCACAGCUACACGCAUUACCUGUUCGUGGUGCCGUGGAUGAUGUUCCUCCAAGCGAAGAACCAUACCCGCUACGCGGCGUCGUGGACCUUGGUCAAUGCGCACGAGGUCGCGGUCAUUUCUGGCAUUGCAGCCGCUGUGGACCUCGGGGCAGACUAUCCUGAGGACCUCGAGAACGACAGGUUUGCUUUCCUAUGCUUUCGACUAUAUUACCUCCUUGCAUAUGGGAAGUGGUAUAGUAGCAGACGCAGACGCAGACACACUACUACGAAACAAGGGGGGUCCACCACGCAGGCCGCAAAACCAGGGGGUGGCUGGGGCACGGGGCUCUACGGCAGCGUAUACGAGGGCCCGGGAGUGACAAAAACGGAGCGGCAGACGUGGAAAGAGGAGCUCAGGAAAGGUGCUAGUCUUGACAACAUGGCCGGCGGAAAUGCACCUGGGAGGAGCCAACCGUGA